Messenger RNA from Vidua chalybeata, 4406 nucleotides. RefSeq names its product trafficking kinesin protein 2 (gene TRAK2). The coding region runs from base 606 to 3329 and encodes 907 amino acids. Gene Ontology annotation, molecular function: GABA receptor binding. The record is from RefSeq and is a predicted model, not a curated record. Gene Ontology annotation, biological process: neurogenesis; anterograde axonal transport of mitochondrion. Gene Ontology annotation, cellular component: dendrite. The transcript is spliced from 18 exons. Lineage: Eukaryota; Metazoa; Chordata; Aves; Passeriformes; Viduidae.
CAAUGGCCCGGCGCAUUGUGGGGCUCGUCACUGGCGGCGGCCCGCCGGGGGCUGUAGUUCUGGGCGGGAGCCGAGCGGAAGCCAUCGGGGCCCUUCCUCAGUCGCCGCUGUGUUGCAUGCGGGGCUGCGGCGGGAAGAGCGGCGCCGGAGGGAGCGCAGCGUGGGCCGAGUAAGCGAGCACUCGGCGCCGGUCCAGCGGUGCCCUGCCGCCUCACGGGCGAGCGGCGCGCUCCGUGCCUCACACCCCUGCAGGGGUUAAUCGUCCCUCCUCUCGCCCCGGCCGGGCCAUUCCCCGCCGGGCCGCGGCACCACCCGGGCUGGAAGGUGAUGGGUGAACUGAGAAGCUGGUGAAGCUUACAUGAAAUACUUCUACUGAUCAGUAGCCCAGGUGAAAUAGGCAUGUCCUAAGAUGGCAGUAGAUCUGGAGUAUGAACCAGCCUACAGAAGUGAGUCGAUGCCGGAUUUGUGAGCCUCUGUGCCUUGAUGGCUCUCACUUACGCUGUCUCUAAACCAAAGCCAUCUUUUUACCAAAGCAGUAAAGGAAUGGUGCACAGCUUGAUUACAGAAUGUUCUUUCCAAGGAAGUGAACUGUGAAGGAAAGACUCAUGAGUUUUGAUCCCAGGGGCUUGGAGAGCGUCCCUGAUGGCUGCUCCAAUGAGGACCUUCCUGAGGUGGAGUUGGUGAGCAUGCUGGAAGAACAGUUGCCAGAUUACCAGUUACGAGUGGACUCUCUGUACCUGUAUGAAAAUCCAGACUGGAUUCAGCCCAUGGCUUGCCAUGGCCGGCUGCCGGAGAUGGCUGCUCCAGCUCGUGAGGAGGACUCCUUCCGUUACAUGAUUCUUGGCACAGAUAAUGUGGAGCAGAAAGACUGCGGUGAAGCUGACAUGGUCAAACAUCUGUUAGCUGAGAAGGAUCGGGACCUGGAACUGGCAGCGCGAAUUGGACAAGCCCUCCUUAAGCGAAAUCAUCUGUUGAUGGAGCAGAAUGAAGCACUGGAAGAACAGUUAGGACAAACUCUAGACAGAGUUAACCAGCUGCAGCAUGAGCUGUCAAAGAAGGAUGACCUGCUACGUAUUGUUUCCAUCGCUUCUGAGGAGAGUGAGACGGAUUCCAGCUGUUCCACACCACUGCGCUUCAACGAGUCUUUCACUGUCUCCCACGAUCCAUUGCAGCUGGAUGUCUUGCAGGAUAAACUAAGAGAGCUGGAGGAAGAGAACCUGGCUCUGCGAUCCAAGGCUUGCCAUCUGAAGUCAGAAACCAUUACAUACGAAGAGAAGGAACAGCAGCUGGUCAAUGACUGUGUCAAAGAACUCCGGCAAACAAAUGCUCAGAUUUCCAGGAUAACAGAGGAGUUGUCAGAGAAGAGUGAGGAGGUAAUUCGCUACCAGGAAGAGAUCUCAUCCCUUUUGUCCCAGAUUGUUGAUCUUCAGCAUAAACUCAAAGAGAAUAUGAUUGAGAAGGAGGAGCUGAAACUUCACUUACAAGCCUCCAAAGAUGCUCAGAGACAACUGACAGCAGAGCUCCAUGAGUUUCAAGACCGGAAUGCAGAGUGUCUGGGGAUGUUGCACGAGUCCCAGGAAGAAGUGAAGUUGCUGCGCAGUAGAGCCAGCUCUGUCGCUUGUCUCUGCCACCCGCAGUCUCGUGGAGCAUUUCCUGUGGAUUCCCUUGCAGCAGAAAUUGAAGGGACAAUGCGGAAGGAAUUGAGUCAGGCUGAUGAAUCUGUUCUCUCCAAGCAAAAGGUUCAACAGAAGCGAGUGUUUGACACUGUCAAGGUUGCUAAUGUCAUCCGUGGCCGCUCCUCUUCCUUUCCUGCGCCGUUGCCAAUCCCUGGAUCAAAUCGCUCGAGUGCUGUUAUGACAGCAAAGCCCUUCCAGUCUGGCGUGCACCACUUGGAGUGCCACACACAGAUGGCCCCAGGGAGCAGCUCUGAGAAGAAUUUGAAAGACACUCACAGUUCUGGCCAGCCGGGAACCCCUGGAGACAAUGACCUGGUCACAGCUCUGCACAGGCUCUCUCUGCGUCGUCAGAACUACCUGAGUGAGAAGCAGUUCUUUGAGGAGGAGUGGGACCGAAAAAUGUAUUUGCUGGCUGAGCAGAAAGAUGAGGCUAGUAGCUGCAGUACACCAACAGAAAGCUCUUUUUCCCCAAGUACAAACUCAGAAUUCACGGAUCUCUCUGCCAGCUCUAGUAAUCUCCGCGUUCUCCUACCAGAGAAGUUGCAAAUUGUCAAACCCAUUGAAGGAUCUCAGACCCUUUUUCAUUGGCAGCAGCUUGCUCGACCCAACCUCGGCACCAUUCUUGACCCAAGACCAGGUGUUGUUACUAAAGGCUUUACCCCUCUGUCUGAUGAUACUGUGCACCACAUCUCUGACCUGGAGGAAGAUGAUGAGGAAGAGGGUGAAGGAGGUAUAACAUUUCAAGCACAACAGUCCUUCCCAGAGGAAAAGAAAUGUGCAUUGUCAAAGCCAGCAGCAGGCAUUUUCGUGCCACCUAUUACUUCAGCAGCAGUACCACUCACUGCCUCAAAUCCAGGGAAGUGUCUAUCUUCAACAAAUUCCACAUUUACCUUCACUACCUGUAGGAUCCUUCACCCAUCUGAUGUCACUCAAGUAACUCCCAGUUCCAUGGGUGCUCUAUUUUCACUGGGGAAUACUGGCAGUAGUACUGGAAACCCAGUAGUGAGCACUCCAUCAGCUCUUCCUUACAGACUAAGUACUGGAGAAUUUGUUACCAACAGAAGAGACUCAACUACUACUUUCAGCAGCACAAGCAGCCUGGCUAAACUUUUGCAAGAACGAGGCAUCUCUGCCAAGGUUUAUGACAGCCCCAUGUUAGAAAAACUGCCUUUGCUGCAACCCCCUCGAACUCUUCCCAUUCCUUCUACUCCACCAAAUUCUCCUUCGCGUUCACCUUGUCCUUCCCCUCCACUGUUUGAGCCUCGAGUGCAUCACUCAGACAAUUUCCUGGCUUCUCGACCAGCAGAAACGUUUUUGCAGGAAAUGUAUGGCCUAAAGCCCUCCCGUAACGUCCCAGACAUAGGCCAGCUGAAGAUGAGCCUCGUGGACAGACUGAAGAGGCUGGGCAUUGCCAGGGUGAUCAAGCCCCCUGAAACACAGGACCAUGGCAAGAAUCAGGGGCCAGAGGUUGGCUUGCAGAGGCAGGACUCAACUGGGUUCUUAAAUGCAGGGAAAAGGAGUAACCACUUCAAACUUGCACAGGGAUUCUUGUCUGUCAGCAGCGCACAGAAAUAUUCCAGAACUCCUGGAGCUGCCUUUUGCUCUCUAAGCAAAAUCUUACACUUACAAAAGGAAUACCUGAGUUACAGAUAAAUUUUUGAAGGUACUACACCGUGUUUCUAACUGGCUUCAUAAGAUAACUCCAGCCACUGGAUCAGCAGAGUAGCAAAUCUGCUAAGGCAGAAUUCCUUUGGCAGACUGUGGUUCAGGUAAAACUAAUCUACAAGCAUAUAAAUGAAAUGCAUGUUUCUCUUGGGGACACUUCCCUAUUCCAUAGCCCAGCAAUAUAAACUGGCUCAGUUCAAACAAUGCUGUGGAUGUUGAGAGGUUGGUUUGUUCUGUAGCUGAGGUGUAUCAUCAGAUACUUUACAUAAGGCAAAAAGAAAAUGGAAGAACCUCUAUACCAUGGUGUUUGUGUGUGUUUACCCAGUUGGUUGAUGCUGUGGUGCAGUGUUCUGUCAUGCAUUUAUGCCUUUAAAUAGUCAUGCACAGUUUAGCUAUACAUGCCUGGCUUGCAGUAACAGCGAAAAUUGAUACUUCUUUCAAGUUUACCAUUUUGUACCAAAACCUAGAAGAUAAACCCUUUUUUAAUAUGUGUUUCUGAGAACAUUUUAGAAGUUACCAUGAUUCUAGGAAUGAUUUGGCUUUUGUUGUUUCCCAUAAGAGAGGUGACAAACUUGCAUGGCUGACAUCCUGCACCAGAUCUUUUGAGUAGAGGUAGACCUAGAAGGAAUGGAGAAUUACAUUUUGGCAGGGUUCUGUUACCUUGCAGGUUUGAGUCAAACAUGGAUGCUAGAAAGGACUUACCCAUGCCUGUGCAAGAUACAAGAGACAGAAGGGAAUUCUUGUAUUUACCAUAUUCCAACUGUCUUAAAGCACAAACUUAAAGCUUUCUAGUUUCACUGUUUGUUUUUGAUAAAUUCAGUGAUACCUGCAUGCUCAAAAUACCUGUGAUCAAAGUUAAACAUCUACUGCAGUCGAAUAGCAACAGAGAGGGAAGGAAAGUAAUUGUAUUUGGGCUUCAUUUGGCUGUUACAUGAGGGGAUUACAGUGUUUGAAUAGUCUGGGAUUUUCAUGGUAUUUUUUUCCAUCUGCUUUUUGCACUUACUGUUGUUUCAUAGUGGAAUGUAAAUUUGAUAAUAAACAUGUAUAACAUGUCAUUUUUCAGUA